AACCACCCCCCGCCCUCCCUGCAACCACACAAAUGCGGGAAUCAUAGCCAGUGGAUCCGCUGGUGCUGAAUGAAUGGAAGCGCGGGGCGGGCCUGCGCGCGCGGCCGCCCUGCCCACGAUGCUGUCUCCCCGCGGCCUGUAGGGCCCUCGCUGGCCCCUCGCCCACCUCCCGCCCCGGGCUGAGGCUGCCGCGGGUUCCGCGCCCAACGCCAAGACAGCGGUGGCGACGGGUAAGGUCGGAGGGAGGGUGGUUUCCUCCCGCCCCACACCCAGUCUCCGAGCCGGAUAUAUAGAGUGUCACGUUUGGGAGCAGAAAGACCGGAGCUGUUUCCUUGUGGCGGGAGCGCUUCCCGUAGCCUCGGGGAAGGAGCAGGAUUUCGAGGACCACUAGUUGAACCCCAUCCUCGUGCUGGAGGAACAGGAACCUCUUUCAGGAUCUAUAAAAGAAAGGGAGGAAUCAUGUCCAUGAUUGCAGCUUUCUAUGGCGGCAAGUCCAUUCUCAUCACGGGGGCCACCGGCUUUCUGGGCAAAGUGCUGAUGGAGAAGCUGUUUCGCACCAGCCCGGACCUGAAAGUCAUUUACAUCCUUGUGAGGCCCAAGGCUGGCCAGACACUGCAGCAGAGGGUUUUCCAGAUCCUAAACAGUAAGCUAUUUGAGAAAGUCAAAGAAGUUUGUCCAAAUGUGCAUGAGAAGAUCAGAGCUAUUUAUGCAGAUCUCAGUCAGAAUGACUUUGCCAUCAGCAAAGAGGACAUGCAGGAGCUUCUCUCCUGUACAAACAUAAUCUUUCACUGUGCAGCCACUGUACGCUUUGAUGACACUCUCAGACAUGCUGUGCAACUUAACGUCACUGCCACCCGGCAGCUCUUGCUUAUGGCUAGUCAGAUGCCAAAGCUGGAAGCCUUUAUACAUAUCUCUACUGCCUAUUCAAAUUGUAACCUGAAGCACAUCGAUGAAGUUAUCUAUCCGUGCCCUGUGGAGCCAAAAAAAAUCAUUGAUUCCCUUGAGUGGUUAGACGAUGCUAUUAUUGAAGAGAUUGCACCCAAGCUGAUCAGAGAUUGGCCCAAUAUUUACACCUACACCAAGGCCUUGGGAGAAAUGGUGGUGCAGCAAGAGAGCAGGAACCUGAACAUUGCCAUCAUAAGGCCCUCCAUUGUGGGAGCAACUUGGCAGGAGCCUUUCCCAGGUUGGGUUGAUAAUAUAAAUGGACCUAAUGGACUAAUUAUUGCGGCUGGGAAAGGGUUUCUUCGGGCCUUAAAAGCUGCUCCAAAGGCAGUGGCAGACUUAAUUCCAGUUGAUACAGUCGUCAAUCUCAUGCUAGCUGUAGGAUGGUAUACUGCAGUUCACAGACCUAAGUCAACAUUAGUCUACCACAGUACAUCUGGUAACCUCAAUCCCUGCAAUUGGCACAAAAUGGGAGUCCAAGUCUUGGCAACCUUUGAAAAAAUCCCAUUAGAGAGAGCUUUCAGGAGACCAUAUGCUAAUUUUACCAGCAACAACUUCACAUCCCAGUACUGGAAUGCGGUCAGCCACCAGGCCCCUGCCAUCAUCUAUGACUGCUAUCUGCGGCUCACGGGAAGGAAGCCCAGGAUGACAAAGGUCAUGAAUCAGAUUUUAAGAACUGCUUCCAUGUUGGAGUACUUCCUCAACCGGAGUUGGGAAUGGAGCACAUACAAUACAGAAAUGCUGAUGUCUGAGCUGAGUCCUGAAGACCAGAGAGUAUUCAACUUUGAUGUGCGCCAGUUGAACUGGUUGGAAUACAUUGAAAAUUAUGUUUUGGGAGUUAAAAAAUACUUAUUGAAAGAGGAUAUGGCUGGGAUUCCAGAAGCAAAGCAACACUUAAAAAGGCUCCGAAAUAUCCACUACCUCUUUAAUACUGCCCUCUUCCUAAUCGUCUGGCGUCUUCUCAUUGCAAGAUCUCAGAUGGCUCGGAAUGUCUGGUUCUUCAUUGUAAGCUUCUGUUAUAAAUUCCUCUCCUACUUUAGGGCAUCCAGCACGCUCAAAGUUUAAGAACAUUUCACCAUAGUUUUUUAUCUGGAACCUCUCAGAUACCUCUAAAACAGCAAACUGUGAUUCUCAAGAUUAGAAAGUAACAAGGAAUAUGCCCAAACUGUCAGUGUCACCUUUUAUGUAUUCAUCCCUAUUCCUUAACUAUAUAUUUUUAUUUCAGUGAGAGAAGGAAAGUUGUAAACUAGCCCAUAGUCACCUACAUUUUAGGGAAAAAAAUUCAAAUUGUUUCCUAACAUUCUAUUUUAUGCCCUUGCAUAUUAAACGUGAAAGUACUCCCACUUUUCUAUAUUUAGCUUUUCUUUUCUCCCUGAGAGGAUUCAUUUAAACUCAGUAAAUAUGGAAAGAUGCAUGGCAGAAGUUGAAAAGAAUUCAAGCAGUACUAACCUUGGAACCAUUCUGGGUACCCAAAAGAAAAAUUUUAAAUCAAGAUGAGUAGAAGGAGAAUGAUCUCAAUAUCCUCAAAAGUGAAGUAACAGAAGUAAUUCCCCACUGAAAAUGUCUCUCUUUCCAUGUUAUACCUUGGAGUCUUGGUAGGUGGGGGAAUCAGAAAAGUAGGUUUACAUUUAACAUUUUUCUUAACUAUAUUCACUUCUUUAAAAGGAAAAAGCGUAAAUAAGUAUGUAUAAAGUUAGGGAUUAAGCAUAUUUGCAUUGGGGACUCAUGUAUUAUGCUUUUAAGUCAAAAUUGAUAUUCUCAAAUUUGAAUUUGACAGCUAUUACUUCUAAAUCUUUUUAAUCCUCAAUUUCUUGGUAACCUUCUUUCAAAAGUCUCCUUCUAAAAGUUGCCAAACCCUUUAUAUUUAAUCUUUUCCCACUCAGGACUCAAUUAGAGUGGUUAACAGGGAGAGGGAUGGUCCCAUUUGAUCUUUGCCACUGAGCAAAACAAAACUUCAAAUGGACUUUUAAACUGUAGCUUCUGGUAUAAAGUGGGGAAGAUUGCACUUAUGCGAUCACUAGAGGAUUUACUAGUAUCGUGAUCAUUCCAAUUGCACAAUGUUAACUGUACAACAUACAGCAGAAAAGUGAAUAGACUUCACUAAGGGACUCAAGUUUAGGAAAUAGGUUUUGUUUUCUUAAAAAUAUUUUGUGUAUAAUGCAAACUAGUGAAAACUAUAUAUAUUCUCCAAUUCCUAUAGUAAUAAUGUAACUGUUACGCCAACUUUCCUCAUAUUUGAGAGAUGAGUACGUUGGAUUGCAGCAUUUCUUCAUGUUAAAAACAUGGAAUAUUACUCAAAUACACUAUUUGGGGCCUAAACAACUAAAAUUAGUCACCACAUAACUAGCUGAAAAUGACAUAGGCAUAAAAUGUUAACAAAGAAUGGCAGUGAUAUUUAUGCUCACUUCCUGGAAUAAUUGAGUAAUAUUCAGAAAGGCACAUUGAGGUAGUUUAAGUGUACAAGGCCUUCAGGCAGUAUCUAGCCCAGUAUUAUUCCAGAUUCUCCUGAGCUCUAUAUAAAGGGCAUUUGGGAGGAACUCUUCUGGGCAGUAUCUUCCCCAAUCUCAUCGAAAUUCUGGGAAAGACUUUCCAUAGCAGACAACCCAGCUCUGACACUAAGCACCUGGUGAUCUUUAGUUUGAGAUGUCUAUAUGGUACUUUUGCGUUAUAUCAAUUAAGAUACAAGCUAUAGAUAUGGUAAAAAUACGAAAUCAAGAUAUAGCUCAGUGGGACUGGAUUAAGACAUAAUAAUAGUUCUAAGAAUUCACUUUUGAUUGUAUGUUUCACCAAUUCAAUAACUCCACUAAUCAAGUAUUCACAUUUUGACUUUUGAUUAAAUAAAAAUUUGAAUUAAAAUU
Molecule: messenger RNA, 3800 nt
Organism: Cercocebus atys (sooty mangabey)
Lineage: Eukaryota; Metazoa; Chordata; Mammalia; Primates; Cercopithecidae
Gene: FAR2
Product: fatty acyl CoA reductase 2
Exons: 12
Coding region: 460-2007 (515 amino acids)
Biological process (GO): long-chain fatty-acyl-CoA metabolic process
Cellular component (GO): peroxisome
Molecular function (GO): alcohol-forming very long-chain fatty acyl-CoA reductase (NADP+) activity
Source: RefSeq, a predicted model, not a curated record